Messenger RNA from Physcomitrium patens, 2122 nucleotides. The record is from RefSeq and is a predicted model, not a curated record. Lineage: Eukaryota; Viridiplantae; Streptophyta; Bryopsida; Funariales; Funariaceae.
GCUCCUUGGUUCACAUUUCGUACCCUCUGGAUCCUCCUUUGUUGUUAGAUCCGUUCGAGGACCACAUCGAGGGCGUGGCGUUUGUUGGUGGUGUGUCAGACGUUGUCCUUGGCUGAUGAGGAGCUGUGAGUUCUUGAUGGGGAACUGUUGAAGUGAUUGAACAAUGUGGUGUGUAAUUUUUGUUUAAAAAGAGUUAGAGACAAUGUUUUUUUAUUACUGUUAAGUGAAAUGUUAUAUAAGUUGGAUGGUCAACUUGGGUCUGAUGACUUGGUUGUUCUCUGACGUCGGGCAACUGGAACACACACGGAAGCUGCCUGUUACUGGAAUGAGGUCCACAACGAUGGUGAGUAAAUGCACCAUGGGGGCGCUGGCCUAUUCUCAAGUUGCUGCUCUGAAGCAUACGAUUGCCCAGUCUUCUACGAUGCUUACAAACCCCACUGGUUCGAGAACUUUGUCCGGCCUGUCUGGGUUGAGAGGACUUCGCCUGUCAAGAAGGGGUCCUAAAAAUGAACAUACACGAAACUUGACGAUUGUUGCCACAGCUGCACCUCUUUCUAGGCAAUUCACUUCAGUGCCAGGGUUUACUCAAAUUGGAGAGCCGGUCCCUGAGGGCGUUAACCUUAGCGAUGUCGUCAAGAGUCUUCCAAAGGAGGUUUUUGAGAUUGAUGAUGUUAAGGCAUGGCAGACUGUUGCUAUUACUGUGGGAGCAGUUGCCCUUGGGUAUGCUGCUCUAGCUGUGGCUCCGUGGUAUCUCUAUCCACUAGUUUAUGCCUAUUUGGGGACUGCAAUGACGGGCCUAUUUGUUGUUGGUCACGAUUGUGGGCAUAAUUCUUUCUCCAGAAGCCAAUUAGUCAAUGACAUCGUUGGAACAGUUAUGUUUAUGCCUUUGAUAUAUCCUUUUGAGCCUUGGAGAAUCAAGCACAAUACUCAUCAUGCUCACACUAACAAGUUGAUAAUCGAUACAGCAUGGCAACCAUUCAGACCAUACAUGUAUGACAGAGCCAAGGGGUUUGCUAAGUUUGCAAUGGAAGCUGCCAUGGGGCCUCUUUGGUGGAUAGCCUCUGUGGGUCAUUGGUUGUUCUGGCAUUUUGAUCUCAGCAAGUACAGACCUCAAGAUGUCCAGAAAGUGAAGGUGAGCUUGGCUGCUGUCGCAGCAUUUGGCGUCUUUGUAUUGCUACCGUUGCUUUUCUUGACUGGUCCCUUGGGAUUCGUGAAGUGGUGGGUGGUGCCCUGGUUGGGUUACCAUUUUUGGAUGAGCACUUUCACUCUUGUUCACCACACAGCACCUCACAUCCCCUUCAAGCAAGCUCGGGAAUGGAGCGUAGUGGAAGCGCAGUUGAAUGGAACGAUUCAUUGCGAGUAUCCUGCGUGGAUUGAGUUUCUCUGCCACGAUAUUAGUGUACACAUUCCUCAUCACAUUUCCUCGAAGAUCCCAAGCUACAAUCUCCGGAAAGCAUAUGCAUCUCUUCAGCAAAACUGGGAUAAACACUUGAACAAAGCUGAAUUUGGAGUUCCUCUGAUGACCACCAUUGUAACACAAUGCAACUUAUUUGACGAUAAGAAGAAAAGGUGGGUGAAAUUUGACAAAGCUUUACGUAGUGAACCGGUACAGCCAGCCGAAGACUAAUUCUCGGCUAGGUUUGGCACAAACGUGGGAAAAUUUUUCGAUCCUCUGAUUGGUUCGAGGUACUCAAGUAUUCCUCGUGAACGGGAAGAUAAUGAGAUUUGGAGCUCUUCAGUAUUGCGAAGACUUUUUUCUGAAGGUGGAGGAGGUGAUCAUUCAUAGUAGAUGGAGUUACACUCGAUCUGGUUUGUGUAUGCCCGCUGGCCUUGUUGGACACAUUUGGUCUAAAGUGCCUAUUCAAAAUAUAGGUAUGAGACGAGAAAUAAUCUAAAAGACGAGAAAAUUUAGCACAUUCAAAACGGGAAAUGCAAGAGGAAAUGCUGAUCCUUAGAACUUUCGAAUUGGCAGAUCCUCCGGGAUUGUCGGCUGUUUUUGGAGGAUAUGACUACUUAAAGGUCUUAAUGUGAAGAAUCCCAAGUACAUGUGGACUUUAGAAUAACAUGCUCUGUUUUCAGGUUUAGUUGAUCUCUAAUGCAAUUGAGCGAUUUUUUACCCCAC